AUGUCAUCAAAUCAAAGAUUUCUUCAACAAUCCAUAACGACCAACCCACCGUCGUCUGCCAAUCUCCAACAAUUGGGAGGAGGUGUAGAAGAACAAAUAGAUCUUGCCAAUUCAUCGUCGUCGUCGUCAUCAUCAUCGCUGUCAUCCAUCAAUGUUCCAACGAGUCCAGUCAGACAAAACAACAACCAAGACGACGAUGGAGACGUAGGAUUGUCAUCGCCUCACGGUACCGUUGUUUCCGAUUCCUCAUGGUCCAGUGUAUAUUCACCGCGUGGUCUCGAGGGACAGUUUAACGAAGGUAUUGAACUCGAACCAUACUCUAUUUCAAAAAAACCAAGCUUUGAUUCAGACGAUGGAGACCACCAACACCACAAAAAAGAUUUGGCAUUUAGAGAUUCCGAGAUGCACCCCGAUCCAGAAGGAAAGACCUUGUACGAUAUCAAAGAUAUCGGAUGGCAAGGAAAAAAGACGAUCCGUCUCAUGGGUGAACGAUACUUUUUCGGUAUCAUUGUAGCCACUGCCGUCUCUUUUGCCAUCUAUAUUCUUUCACUUCCCAAUUGGACCGGUGGUACCACACCAGAAACUUAUUUCAAUAUUAAAACUUAUUCUAUAUUUAUGCAAUUUGGUUUAUUUUCAUUUGGAUCAUUUUAUGUUACAGUUAGUUUGACAGUUGCCUAUGGAAUGGAACGUAUGAGAAAAUCCAAAAUGAAUCUAUAUAUGCAAAAAACAGAGUCACAUCCACCAACUCGUGACCAUCGAAAGGCUCGCAUGGUCGCCAUCAACUAUACCGCUCCCGAUAUCGUCGUCACCGUCUUUACCGUCGUCUACAUGUUCUUUUUGUUGCCUGUCUACUUUUCCAUCGAUAAUAAUAUCAUCCGUCUCGGAUGGCGUCUAGUCGUUCACCCAAUCUAUUGGAUGAUCGUUGUUAUCGUAGCUCGUCAAUUCCUUACUCGUGAUAUUUCAACUGAUGAUAUCAUGUUAAAUAGUAAUAUUGUCUUACAUACAUUUUUCCAUCAUCAAACAUUGGGACGUAUAUUUGUGUUUACAUUCCAAGGUGAUGGUGUCAUGUUGACACUGAUCGGUAUGGCAGUAUCGGCCAUUGAAGAUGUACUGAUUCGAUGCAUUGCAUUGAAGCGUGACGAGUUGGUAUGUCGGUUCUUCCACGGUCCAGAACGUGCCCAAAUCGAGGUGUACUCGCAACAAAACCUACAGCUUCGAUCGGCCAUUAUCAACAUCCAGUGUGCACUCGAGUUUAGUGGGUUGAUCUCGGCACCCAUCUUUAUCUAUCUCUUCCAGCAACACAGACAAUUGUUCCACUUUUUCGAUGAGGCCAAUGUCGACCCCUUCACAUUGUUCUACCUGGCACUCAUCUCGAUCAUCUUGGAUCUUCUAUCAGAGACGUUAUGUACCUAUGUCGAAGUCAAGUACUUUAAGUUGCCCCACAAGCCAACGUGGAAGUGGAUGAAGGACAAUAUGUGGUUCUUUGGCUGGCUAGUCUACGGCUCGGUCACCAUGGGUCUCUUUGCCAUGUUGUGGACUUGUGGUCGUACCGCCAGAGCAUUCCUCUGCACAGAAGACAAUAUCUGUACAUGUGGUACCAUCAUGGCCAGCGGUCUCCCCUCUUGGUGUUCCAAUUAUAAUUAUACCAUUGUUCCUACUUUCUAG
This is a messenger RNA of Cavenderia fasciculata, 1665 nucleotides long. RefSeq lists its product as uncharacterized. The transcript has 4 exons. Bases 1 to 1665 code for a protein of 554 amino acids. Lineage: Eukaryota; Evosea; Eumycetozoa; Acytosteliales; Cavenderiaceae. The record is from RefSeq and is a predicted model, not a curated record.